AUGGAGGAAUUCUUCUUGGGUUCUGAGAUGCAAACGUUGGAUGAUGAUCAAUGGCUCCUCUCCCCGUUGACCUUUGAUCAAAUCGAAGAUCUCGACGAUGACGAGGAUGAUCAAUGGCCACUGGUGGAUGCAAGAAAUGAGCCUCGUCUUCGGUCGUUAUCCUCGUCCAAUCCGUUGAACAAACGUAAAGGCGGUCCGACAAUGUCCUUUGAUCAAAUGGAAGAUCUCGAUGAUGACGAUGAUGAUGAAGAUCAAUGGCCGCUAGUGGAUGGGAGAAACGAACCUCGUCUUCGAUCUUCAUCGACUUUCAAUCUGCUGAACAAACGGAAAGAAAAUCCGACGGUGUCAUGCACGAGAGAACUGGAUGAUCCUCGUCCCAUAUGCGAGUCGCUGUCCACUGAAGACAUAAUGCGACUCGCGGGGACGAGGAUGAUCCAGCUAUCAUCCAAAGUAAAGGACAUCGCUUUCGAUUCUUCUCUUUCUGGACUCUCGGAUCGAGAAGUUCGAAACGUGGAGCUAGCAGAGUACCUCAUGUCCGCGGCCGAUAAGGUUCGAACUCGUCAGUUCGACCAUGCCUCGGGCCUGCUAGGUCUGUGCAACAGUCUGGCCCCCAGCGAUGGGAACACAGUCGAGCGAGUGGUACAUUGUUUCUCCAAAGCCCUCCGGACCAAGAUAGCCAAAGAAACCGCGACAACCUACGACAUGACGAACAACAAGGAGUUCGUGAUCGACGAGAAUCAGCUGAUUUCCGACAAGACAUUCAUGACGUUCCACCAGACCGUGCCCUUCCACCAGGUACAACACAUAGCCGCCACGCAGGCGAUUCUGGACAACGUGGAGAGGGCGACGAAGAUCCACGUCGUGGAUCUCCAGAUUCGAAACGGGCUCGAGUGGAUAACUCUCAUGCAAGCUCUGGACUCACGCCAAGAAUACCCCGUAGAGCAUCUCAAAAUAACCGCUCUGGUCAUAGGGAGCGGCAGCGCAAUUGAAAAUACUAAACGUACGGGCGACCAGUUGAAGAGUUUCGCCGAAACGAUCAACAUCCCGUUGUUUUCUUUCCACGUGGUCCAGAUCCCAGACCUGAGGGACUUUCGGGCCGGUCUCUUCGAGACCGACCCGGAGGAGGCCCUUGUGGUCUUCUCCGAGUUUUUCUUCAACAAGUUCACCAGUCGUCCGGUCGAGCUCGACCGGGCGAUGAGGGAGAUCAAGACCAUGAACCCCAGGGUCAUGGUCAUGAUCGAGACCGAGGCGAACCACAACUCCCCCUCCUUCUCCUCCCGAUUCGUCGAGACGUUGUUCCACUACAGCGCCUUCUUCGACUGCCUCGAGGCGUGCAUGUCGCCGGAGCACGAGCCGGACCGGAGGAUCAUGGAGACCGUGAUCGUCACCGAGCUCGUGACGAACAUGCUGGCUGCCGAGGGGGAGGAGAGAGGGAUGAGGUCUGUGAAGCUGGACACGUGGAGGUCGUUUUUCGCUAGGUUUGGGAUGGUGGAGCAGGAGCUGAGCGAUGUCCUUCUCUACCAGGUGAAAUUGGUCACCGGAAAAUGUUCCGGUUGGAAGUUUUGCACGACGAAUUGGGAUGACGGCAGCUUGACGAUAGGGUGGAAAGGGACUCCGAUGACGUCGGUUUCCGUUUGGAAGUUCGUUCGGACGGCUAGGCUCGUUAGUGGGCCCAAAGAUUUGGUGGUGGAGUUCGUGUAA
This is a messenger RNA of Linum trigynum, 1701 nucleotides long. Lineage: Eukaryota; Viridiplantae; Streptophyta; Magnoliopsida; Malpighiales; Linaceae. The record is from the annotation of a GenBank genome assembly.